Molecule: messenger RNA, 1416 nt
Organism: Aspergillus terreus NIH2624
Lineage: Eukaryota; Fungi; Ascomycota; Eurotiomycetes; Eurotiales; Aspergillaceae
Product: serine/threonine protein kinase SAT4
Exons: 1
Coding region: 1-1416 (471 amino acids)
Biological process (GO): protein phosphorylation; intracellular monoatomic cation homeostasis; intracellular signal transduction
Molecular function (GO): ATP binding; protein serine/threonine kinase activity
Source: RefSeq, a predicted model, not a curated record
AUGGCCAACCGCUUAUCGCGCAUGUUCUCUAGCACCGGAAAAUCAACCCCGAAGGACUCGGAUUCCCAUCGCGACUUUUCCGACAGCAGUACCGACAGUGUAAAGCCCACGACCAACGGCAGUGGCAAACAGUCCAAGCCGCCCUCCAGACCAUCAUCCAGAGCUCCAUCCCGACAGACUUCUCUGAAGGAGGACGGUGAAAAGAAGCCCAAGUCCACCGGUGGCAAAGACCAGAAGGAUGGAGCCGUCAUUCAUAAGCGCUUCGAAGUCUUGCCCGAGAACUCGCACUGUCACCAUCUGAGAAGUGCGCGCCGGCAGGAGAAACUGACCGACUUACUUCGAGACAUGCUCGGCGGCGGCAGAAAGAAGGAGGACCACGUGGAAGAUCAGCAACUGUCUCUGAUGUCCACAUGGAUCGACCAGUUUAAGAAUGAACGCGACAAGUUGGCCGCCGACAAGAAAGGCGGCCCCAACGCCACCGCAUCCCUGGUCGACAAGUACGGCAAAUGUCAGGAAAUCGUCGGGCGCGGUGCCUUUGGUAUCGUUCGGAUCUCCCACAAAGUCGAUCCCAAAGACUCCAGGGUGGAGCAGCUGUACGCCGUCAAGGAAUUCCGUCGUCGUCCCCAGGAGACCACCAAGAAGUAUCAGAAGCGGCUGACGUCAGAAUUCUGCAUCUCCUCAUCCCUCCGCCACCCGAAUGUCAUUCAUACCUUGGAUCUACUGCAGGAUGCCAAGGGUGACUACUGUGAAGUGAUGGAAUACUGUGCAGGCGGUGACCUCUACACCCUUGUGCUGGCUGCAGGGAAGCUGGAGGUCGCCGAAGCCGAUUGCUUCUUCAAGCAACUGAUGCGGGGCGUGGAAUACAUGCACGAGAUGGGCGUCGCUCAUCGCGACCUCAAGCCCGAAAACCUUCUCUUGACUACUCACGGGGCCCUUAAAAUUACAGAUUUCGGAAACGGCGAGUGUUUCCGUAUGGCCUGGGAAAAAGAAGCUCACAUGACGGCUGGACUGUGCGGCUCGGCCCCGUAUAUUGCGCCCGAGGAGUACGUUGAACGAGAAUUCGAUCCCAGGGCGGUUGAUAUCUGGGCGACCGGCGUCAUCUACAUGGCUAUGCGAACGGGCAGACAUCUAUGGAGAGUCGCGCGCAAGGACGAGGAUGAGUUCUACCAGCGGUAUCUCGAGGGGCGGAAGCAUGAGGAUGGAUACGCUCCGAUUGAGACCUUGCAUCGGGUAAGGACCGGUCCCGGUCGUCAUGGAAUGACUUGCGCUUACAAACCACGUCAGGCUCGUUGUCGCAACGUGAUUUAUUCGAUCCUUGAUCCUAAUCCUUCUCGCCGGAUCAAUGCCUCGCAGGUUCUCAAAUCCGAAUGGGUUCGUGAGAUUAAGCUGUGCAAGGCUGGCGAGGAAGGAUUUUGA